Molecule: messenger RNA, 1683 nt
Organism: Triticum urartu
Lineage: Eukaryota; Viridiplantae; Streptophyta; Magnoliopsida; Poales; Poaceae
Gene: CRF2
Product: cytokinin response factor 2
Biological process (GO): regulation of DNA-templated transcription
Molecular function (GO): DNA-binding transcription factor activity; DNA binding
Source: RefSeq, a predicted model, not a curated record
AUCAAACCAACAGGACGCCGCACGUCCCCCGCACGCACCCAGCCGAGCCCAGCGAGAGCAGAAACUCCAUUCCCCAUUCCUUCUUCAUCACCCUCCCCCUCCCCUCUCUCCGCCCCCAAAAAAUCUCAACAGCACCUCCCUAAUCGCCUCCUCUCCUCCUUCCGUCCAGGCCAAAAGCCCUUUGCUUUUCGCCUUCCCCUCCCCACCUCCUCCGCGCCGGAGUUCGCCGGCGGUGGUGCCUUUGCCCCCGCCUGCCUUGGGUUUUACGGGGAUUCUUCAGGGGUUUUAGGUAGGCCGCGUCUGGGGCGCAGGCAAAUGCGAGUGGAGUUUUAGGGUGAGUGUUUUCCUUUCCUCGAUGUGGCCCAUGGAGGAGGAGUUUUUCAUGGCGGUGAAGAGGACGGAGCACGUCGAGGUGACGUCCCGUUCGGUGGCGCCGUCGGCCAGGGGGGAGGAGGGGUUUGGUGGCGGCGAGCAGCCCAAGAUGGUGAGGGUCUUCUGCGACGACUUCGACGCCACCGAUUCCUCCAGCGAUGAGGAGGAGGGCGAGCGGCGCCGCGUCAAGCGCUACGUCCAGGAGAUCCGGCUGCAGCCCGCCGUCCAGGUGAAGGUGGAGGAGUCGGCGCCGGUGGCCAAGGCCGCGUCGGCGACGGCGACGACGAGGCCCAGGGUGAUGGUUCCCGUCAGGAAGAGGAAGGCCGAGGCCGGCGGCGAGCGGCGGUUCCGCGGCGUCCGGCGCCGCCCCUGGGGUAAGUACGCCGCGGAGAUCCGCGACCCGUGGCGACGCGUCCGCGUGUGGCUGGGCACCUUCGACACGGCCGAGGAGGCCGCCAAGGUCUACGACUCGGCCGCCAUCAAGCUGCGCGGCCCCGACGCCACCGUCAACUUCCAGCAGUCCGAGGACGGGGAGGACAUGGAGGUCCCCGCCGAGGUCGCCGAACGCCUUCCGCAGCCACCGGCGGGCUCCAAGAACGCGUCCUCCUCGGCCACCUCCUACGACUCGUGCGAGGAGUCCCACGUCGCGGCCGCGUCCCCGACAUCCGUCCUCCGCUCCUUCCCUCAGUCCACCCUGGGCGCCGCCGUCGACGACGACUCCUCCAAGAAGCCGUCGUCGUCUUCCAGCACCGACGAGUCGAGCGGCGUCUUCGGCUGCUCGUUCUCCGGCGACGACUUCGCCGGCGAGCUGGCCCCGCUCUACACUGACUUCGACCUCCUCUCCGACUUCGCGGAGCCGCCGAUGGACUUCCUGUCCAACCUCCCGGAGCCGGCCUUCGCAUUCUCCAGCGACUGCUCGUCGUCGGCCUACAACCCGUGCCCGCCGUCCCCGGCGACGUUGCAGCAGGCAGAUGAGUUCUUCGACGACAUCACCGACUUGUUUCAAAUCGACCCCCUCCCCGUCGUCUAGCUGAACAAGUGUAAAACACCGAAUUAGGCGCCUAAUUCGGUCAAAUUUUGUUUGCAUUCGUUAUUUUUUUCUUUUUCUUUUUUUGAUUUCUAGAGAGAGAAGAGAGAGUAUGAUGUUAUGAUUCGCCUGUGUAGCUGCCUGCCGCCAAACAAUCCCCGGAAGAGGGAAGCCUCGAAGGGGUUUAGAUGAGAGUGAAAGAAUGGGAUGGCUGUUAUUAGUCUCUUUGUUCAUCGCUGGUUUCGUCACCAGCGCCGAAGCCAAGUUAUCAGUAAUUAGCAAUA